Molecule: messenger RNA, 588 nt
Organism: Columba livia (rock pigeon)
Lineage: Eukaryota; Metazoa; Chordata; Aves; Columbiformes; Columbidae
Gene: VAMP8
Product: vesicle associated membrane protein 8
Exons: 3
Biological process (GO): vesicle-mediated transport; SNARE complex assembly; vesicle fusion
Cellular component (GO): SNARE complex; mucin granule; plasma membrane
Molecular function (GO): syntaxin binding; SNAP receptor activity
Source: RefSeq, a predicted model, not a curated record
AUUCCCGACCUCCGCCCACAACCCCUUGGCCCCGCCCCUGUCACCCCUGACCCCGCCCACACCUCCCCGACCACGCCCCUGUCACACCUGCCCAUACCUCUCUGGCCACGCCCCCUGACCCCGCCCCCCGCCGGUGCCGCCGCUCCCGGAAACCCCGAGGGGGCGGGAUCAGGGGAGAGCGGCGGGACGGGCGGCACCACGCCGGGUGGCACAGGCAGCGGUGACAGUGGUGACAGGGCCAGCGGGCGCGUGCGGGCGCUGCAGCGCGAGGUCGAGGGCGUCACCACCAUCAUGACGCGGAACGUGGAGCAGAUCCUGGCGCGGGGGGAGAACCUGGAGCGGCUGCACGACAAGAGCCAGGACCUGGAGGCCACCUCACAGCACUUCAAGGUGACAUCGCAGAAGGUGGUCCGUCGGUACUGGUGGAAGAAUGUGAAGCUGCUCAUCAUCCUCGGCCUCGUGGGUGUCAUCAUCCUCAUCCUCAUCAUCCUCCUGGCCACCGGCACCAUCCCCACCUAGAGCCACCCUGUCCCCCAGCUGGGACCCCCCCAGUCACCACUGUCCCCUGAAAAUACAGGGGUGACAAGA